CCGCGGCUCCCCGCCCCCGGCCCGCCCCUCCGCGGCGCCAUUUUGCAGGCGGCUGUCGCUGGGACCGGAGGCGGCGGCGGCGGCAGCUGGCACUGCGGCGCCGGGGCGAGGCGGCGGGGCCGGGACCCGGACCCAGAGAGGAACAGCCAGCUAGGUCUUGACUCCACUAAUCGGGAUUCCUCAUGUGGCUUUGAGCUUGGACCUCAGUGCCGAAGCAAAUAUAGCUCAGCAACUUGUAACGGAAAGCAUAUGGACAGGUCUACGCAACGUCAUUUAGCCCAUGUAGGUUAUAAAAGCUGAAAUUCCCUCAGCGCCUGAAAGCGACUCAUGCCGAGCACCAGGACAAUCGCAGGGUUGCGGGGACGCCAGCACGGAAGCAGUGGGUGGGGCACUGAUUAAAGGACCUUUCUGGGGAUAGGGUGAAGUUUCACUCUGAAGGUGCUAAGAGAUGCUAUUUGUGGAUCUCAUCUUUGCCUGAGAAUCAGGUGCUCCAGACACCGGAAGAGGCAGCUCUGAGCCUGGACUCCUUGCUUGAAUAAGCCUUCUCUUCCAGUGGCUCUCAUCCAAUAGCUGUGCAGAACUACUCACGUUGUCUUGAUGAUGGGCAUUGGUAAGAACACCACAUCCAAACCGAUGGAGGCUGGAAGCUCAACAGAAGGCAAAUAUGAGGACGAAACAAAGCACCCCACUUUCUUUACUCUUCCGGUGGUGAUAAAUGGAGGUGCCACGUCCAGCGGUGAGCAGGACAAUGAAGACACUGAGCUCAUGGCAAUCUACACUACGGAAAAUGGCAUUGCAGAAAAGAGCUCCCUCGCGGAGACCCUGGAUAGCACUGGCAGUCUGGAUCCCCAGAGAUCAGACAUGAUUUACACCAUAGAAGAUGUUCCUCCUUGGUACCUCUGUAUAUUUCUGGGGUUGCAGCACUACUUGACAUGCUUCAGCGGCACGAUCGCGGUGCCCUUCCUGCUGGCCGAUGCCAUGUGUGUGGGUUAUGACCAGUGGGCCACCAGCCAGCUCAUUGGGACCAUUUUCUUCUGCGUGGGAAUCACAACUUUGCUGCAGACAACGUUUGGAUGCAGGUUACCCCUGUUUCAGGCCAGUGCUUUUGCAUUUUUGGCCCCUGCUCGAGCCAUCCUGUCUUUAGAUAAAUGGAAAUGUAACACCACAGAUGUUUCAGUUGUCAACGGAACAGCCGAACUGCUGCACACAGAACACAUCUGGUACCCCCGGAUCCGAGAGAUCCAGGGGGCCAUCAUCAUGUCCUCACUGAUAGAAGUGGUCAUUGGCCUCCUAGGCCUGCCGGGUGCUCUGCUGAAAUACAUCGGUCCCCUGACCAUCACACCCACGGUGGCCCUCAUCGGCCUCUCGGGUUUUCAGGCAGCAGGAGAGAGGGCUGGAAAGCACUGGGGCAUUGCCAUGCUGACCAUUUUCCUAGUAUUACUGUUUUCUCAAUAUGCCAGAAAUGUUAAAUUUCCUCUCCCAAUUUAUAAAUCCAAGAAAGGAUGGACUGCAUACAAGCUACAGCUUUUCAAAAUGUUCCCUAUAAUCCUGGCCAUCCUGGUGUCCUGGCUGCUGUGCUUUAUCUUCACGAUGACAGAUGUCUUCCCUCCUGACAGCACGAAGUACGGCUUCUACGCUCGCACAGAUGCCAGGCAGGGCGUGCUUCUGGUAGCCCCGUGGUUCAAGGUUCCAUACCCGUUUCAGUGGGGACUGCCCACCGUGUCCGCGGCCGGUGUCAUUGGCAUGCUCAGCGCGGUCGUGGCUAGCAUCAUUGAGUCCAUUGGUGACUACUACGCCUGUGCAAGGCUGUCCUGUGCCCCUCCGCCUCCCAUCCAUGCAAUAAACAGGGGGAUUUUUGUGGAAGGUCUCUCCUGUGUUCUCGAUGGCAUAUUUGGUACUGGGAAUGGCUCUACAUCAUCCAGCCCCAAUAUUGGAGUUUUGGGAAUUACAAAGGUUGGCAGCCGCCGUGUGAUCCAAUGCGGAGCAGCCCUCAUGCUUGCCUUGGGCAUGAUCGGCAAGUUCAGUGCCCUUUUUGCGUCUCUUCCGGAUCCUGUUCUUGGAGCCCUCUUCUGCACGCUUUUUGGAAUGAUCACAGCUGUUGGCCUCUCUAACCUGCAGUUCAUUGAUUUAAAUUCUUCCCGGAACCUCUUUGUGCUUGGAUUUUCAAUCUUCUUUGGGCUUGUCCUUCCAAGUUACCUCAGACAGAACCCGCUCGUUACAGGGAUAUCGGGAAUCGAUCAAGUAUUGAACGUCCUUCUCACGACUGCUAUGUUUGUGGGAGGCUGCGUGGCUUUUAUUUUGGAUAAUACCAUCCCAGGUACCCCAGAGGAAAGAGGAAUUAGGAAGUGGAAGAAGGGCGUGGGCAAAGGGAACAAGUCACUCGACGGCAUGGAAUCCUAUAACUUGCCAUUUGGCAUGGACUUUAUUAAAAAAUACAGAUGCUUCAGCUACUUGCCCAUCAGCCCCACCUUCGUGGGCUACACUUGGAAAGGCCUCAGGAAGAGCGAUGGCGGUCGGGGUUCAGAUGAGGACUCCCAGGCCACGGUAUAGCCUCGCCCGUGCCCGGCAGCAGGGAGGUGUGCACCUGUAGUUCUUGCUGGGUAACAAGAAGUGAAAUACAUGUUUAUAUAUUUACAUUUACAUUCUGCACCCCAGAGCUAAGACAGAUUGCAAAUAGCUUUUCCGUUGUGGGUGGUGAUUGUGUCUAAUACAGUGUCUCACCUGUCUCCUUAUUUAAGCCCUUGACCCCUUGCCCUUCGAGAGUGUCCAUUGCUGGCCGUGGUCACUGAACUUGAAAUUCCAGGCCCUCCUGUGGGUUGCAAUCCUCAGCGAUUCCUUGCUUUUCCCCCCCUUCCACCACCCACUGCUGGCUUUCCUGUAGGCUGCCCGUGGGGUCCGGUGCUUUCUGUUUCCAGAGCCCCUGGACCCACUUCCCCUUUGUUUGGCCUCAGCCUGAGCCUACAGAGAUCUCCUUUGACCAAGAGGCACCAGUGUCCUCGCAGUGUCAUGACUGACUGCCCCAAUGUGAUAACUCCUGUGGCAGGAGGCUGUUGCCCCAAUUAGAGACAGUGGCAUAACUGCUCUGUGCCCAGGUCUAGGCAGGGGUCAGGCCCAUACAGAUAUUACUGAAUGAAACUCUGUUUGGGUGAUUGGAGUAGACGGAAAAGACACUGAAGCCAGUGUCUGAUUCUCAGCCGCUCCUUCCCCUGCCGCCCUGGACCCGGCUGGCCUCUCUUCAUGCGUGACUGAGACACCGUAUCUGGCAUGAUCACUGCUGGCUGGCGUGCCUGCUGCAGAGUGCCACCCCAGGGCACCAAUCAGACAAGCUCACCGGAGUCUUGGCUCGGCUGUCAUGUGGGAUGCUAUUGUCACGUGUGUCUGUAAUUACAAGGUUUUAUUCCUAUUUAAUGUUCUUGACUAUAGCAGAUUUUUGCAAUCAGUGUUUUCCCAUAUGACCCUCUUUACUUGUCUCCCCCAUUCCCCUAAUUAAGAAAAGAACCAGCAUUUGUAAAGCUGUGGACACCGUCAAGGAAACUUGUUGUAAUGGCUUUUGAAGGCCAGUAACCAUUGUUGUGGUUGUGUUUUGUAUUGCUUGAUACCAUGAAAGUGUAAAUACUGUAAUGCCUAAUCUAUUUAUCAAAACUGACUACUGGACCAGAGCCCAGAAACCAUGGGUCAAGUUAUAUGUGAAUUUGUUUUGUAAAGAAUGGAAACAGGGCAGGUACCAGACAGGGCCACCCCAUGGAAUGGUGGUUCAAUUAUCCGGUGUAUUCAGUCCUCCAGCUCUGAUGUAGCAGGCCAUUUCUGGCAGCCAGGGCCUAAGGAGACUUUCUGUCAGUUGCCAUGCUGCAUGCCCUUUAGAUCUUGAUCUUGCAGAGGGUAGGGUUAGAUCCCUCAGCCAAAUACUGCCUUUCUUGGAAGUUGUUGCAGAAGGUAGUGAGAAAAGCAGCCAACGGGUUCCCUCUGUUAAGAGAAUUCUAAUUAACACUAAAUAUAAAAAGUGAUUUCUGCUUGAAGCAAAAGUUUGGUUUGAAGUUUUUCAGUCCAAGGAAAAAAGCCAGAGAUACGAAGUAGUGACCCUGCUUCAUGAGGUUGUACAUCUUGGGUCAUUGAGCUGCCCAUGCUUUGGUGGGCGGCAGGCUCUCCUGACUCCUGUCGCCUGCAGCAGGGUGUGGUUCUCAGUGGCCUGGUGUCCACACAGUGCAUUUCCUGUCCCCCUCAGCCCCAGGCUGGUGCGGCUUUCCGCAAUGCAAGGCUGACUUGCCCUGACUAUUCUGUCUCUGUAGCCCCCUGGCCUCCUGGAAGUUCAGGGCUUCAGGAUUUAUUCUGGAAGAUCACCUCAGAGCCACUACAUUGUUUUGCCAAAACCUUACUGCAGAUGAAGUAAAGAACUUAGAUUCUAAAUUACAUUUAAUUUUGUAUAUUUUUUAAAAUGUGUAUUCUAAUGCAUAGUUUAGAAGCACACUGGUUCACUAUUUCCAUACCUCUUAAGGUAGUAAGCCCCCGAGGCUGACGCCCUCUUACCCUGAGUUGCUCUCAGUUCCUCCUAUUUGUAUUUUACCGAACAUCGCCAGUUUCUUUGCUCUGAAAAAGUUGGGGGAAACUGCUAAACGUUCCAGAGGUUUGCAGUAAUCCAGCUUUCUAGGUGAGCAGAAGGACCAAAUAGACAAAUAAAAGCAUGGGCACCAUUAAUAAUUCAGGAGCAUCUAACUGGGCAUCUUCCCUCCUCUGAAUAAUGCUCAAGGUGUAUACUUUAGAUGUCCAGAAACUCACACCCUUCUGAAGCCUCUCCUUGGGCCAGGUUUUAUUGGGAGGCUUCCACCCUGCUCUUCUGGGGGAUGUCUUCUGCAAGCGCUCAUAUCCUCCGCUUCUGUAGCUCCUGUUCAAAGAGGGUUUCCACCCUUCUCAUUCCACUGGGGCCAUCUUUUGAUACUCUGUCUAAGGAGGUGGGGGGUUAGGGGGAUCAGACAUAUGGAGAAAAGAGGACAGCCUGCUUGCAUGCCUCCCUUGGAUCUGGUACUUGGUGCACAGCCUGGAGUGGUUGCAGUCCCCUACAACUCACACACACACCACUUUAGGAAGGCGCCCUCUUGGAGGCACGUAUGCUAUAGAGUGAAAGUCCGUAAUUGAGAGAGAAAGACUAUAUCUGCUUCUUGGGUUGAACGUCCAAAGGGAGGUUUUUAGGGACUCAGCGGCCACAAGUUUUGUAACACUUCCCAUUCACACUGUUGGCCUGCAAUGCUGAGGCUUAGGACCAUCGUGCUUUGUUUUGCCGGUAGAUUGUUCUAAAAUAUUUUGGAUGUGAAUGUCCUCACAGGCCAUUUAGACUCCAGUUUCCAUAGUGACUACUUACCCACCUUCGUAUGUCACCUGCCUGGUCCCUGAAAGAAAACACCUACAUAAGGACAGGAGAUGAUGCCCUCUUCAAGUGCAGAUGGGGGACUGGUUCACAGAGUAAUGGGAAGGCUGCAGUCUGUGUAAGCAAUCUUCAUUCUCAUUAGGAAAUUUAAUGUAGGUUCACUGAUACGUUUUACUUUCAGAAUAUUUCUUAAGGAGAUUUCAGAUGUUAACUUUUAGUUUCUUGGGGGGGCUGAACCAUGCCAUCCAGAGGGCAGCAUCAUGGGUCCUGGUAGUUUCCCAUUUUCAUGGUAACAAAUUCACACACAAGUUUUGCUUUAUACUGUAGAAUACUGACUUUCAUGAUGACAACUUGGUUUAUGCAUGAAUAUUGCAGUAUUUCCAUAUAGUAAAAUAACAUUUCUACCCAGGAUAAUAGUCACAGUUUUCCAGGGAGGGAAUGAUAUAAUUUUCAUGACAAUGUCAUGUGAUGAUAGAAUUUCUCCAUUGAUGAAUCUCUAGUAUGUGUGUAUACUUUAUUUACCCAUAUACGUAUUUUAUGACCAUGAGCUAAGUUGUUAUUUCUUUCACUCAUGUCCCUGCUGAACUAUUGGUAACUUAGCAACUUAGAUGUCAAGCUGUCGAUCUUUAGUGAUAUCAAUGCCGUAAGAGUGGCCAGGCCAGACAGAAGGAGAAGGAGGAGCUGGAGUGGAAGCCUCAUUCCAGAGCUGGUCUGGCUGGAGAAGAGGCAGCCUUCUACAGGCACCUGUGCUCGGGGUGUACACUCAGUGCAGGUACUAGCGUGGCAUGGCGGGCAGGAAGGCCUUCUUGACUCCCUGUCUAUGGACGCCAGCUGUGCACCCUGUUAGUGGUGGCCCCAGUGCCUAACCAUUCUCAGAGCUCACUUCUCCAAGGAGCCAGCCCUUAGCUUUAGAGAAAAGGCCAGGGAGUCCUGUGCUGCCUGUUGUACUCUGCUCCUCAUGUUUUGGGGACAGAGAAUAGGACUUCUCCUACCCUCUGCCCCUCCUCCAGUCAGACCCGAGUAGUGCAGGAAGGCCCCCGGUUGUUGCCACUGUUCAGCUUCCGCCCACAGACCCAUAAAGCAGGUCCCUUUUCAGCAGCCUCAUGAGCAUUCCCGUCCUUUCAGGUGGUUGUUGACUGUGCUUCACCAUCACCCUGUCAUCCAGCGUCCGUAGCAUUGCUGUGUGUGUUUCUAGGCACUUAGGACACCCUUAACCAGCCUUGCCAUCUUAACUGACAGUUAAAUCAACAUCUUUUUUGUUCAUUAGUAACAACCUUUGUUUGACACGUUAAUACAUUUCUGACUGUUCUUAAAAUAGUGGGGAUGCCUAUAUUUUCCUUGAGUUUUUGUGACUGACUGACUUUGGCUAUAUACCUUUCUGGGAUUUUGUUUGUUUAUUUUUAUUUUACAUACCAAGGAUAUUUGGGGUGGGAUUGUUUUUUGAGAUGUGUAAUUCUUUUAUGGAGUUUAUAAAAAGAAUUUUCAUAUUGUUUUUCUAACAUGGCUUCAUUAAAUGUUUAAGUAUUUUAAAAAUAUGUAAUAUUUGGACCAGAUGUUGUGAAUAAUAGUAGAGAUAAAGCUAUUUUAUUCUGUAUUUUUAAAACUGUUCCGUACAAAUAAAAAGCUCUCCUGGACACAG
Messenger RNA from Nycticebus coucang (slow loris), 6998 nucleotides. RefSeq names its product solute carrier family 23 member 2 (gene SLC23A2). Gene Ontology annotation, molecular function: transmembrane transporter activity. Gene Ontology annotation, cellular component: membrane. The record is from RefSeq and is a predicted model, not a curated record. The coding region runs from base 598 to 2550 and encodes 650 amino acids. The transcript is spliced from 18 exons. Gene Ontology annotation, biological process: transmembrane transport; L-ascorbic acid metabolic process. NCBI's taxonomy places the organism in Eukaryota, Metazoa, Chordata, Mammalia, Primates, Lorisidae.